GGCAAUGAAAUGCUCUAAGAUAAAAAGUUCGUGCUCAAUAGUCAAUUUAUUAUAUUCAAUACCUGCAGAUUCAAUAUUCGUUAUUCUAUUCUGUAAUUCUGUAAUUCUGUGAUACUAUGAACAUUCAUUGAAUCAUGACACAAAUUACAUUUAAAUUCUAUUAAAUAUAUUGAAUAAUACAAACAACUGAAUUCCUAAUUUCAUCGGUUAGGAGUUUGUUACUACUUAAUCGUAUUAAUGUCCAUAUUAUUUUAGUUUUGCGGCUUAACUUUAUAAGAAUAUGGCUGAGUUGGUGUUGGACAUCAAUAUUCGAGGUUGGGUCUUUUUACCGAUUGUAUUGAUCACGUUCCUUGUUGGGGUCAUUCGGCAUUAUGUGUCAUUGUUAAUCACGUCUCAAAAAAAAGUUGAGCUGACACAAGUACAGGAUAGUCAAGUGCUAAUUAGAUCACGCAUGCUACGUGAAAAUGGUCGAUACAUAUCUAAACAAGGAUUCUAUAUGCGUCGUCACUACUUUAACAAUGAGGAGAAUGGUUACUUUAAGACCCAAAAAAGAGCAGCUCCUGCUCAAACAGCUAUGCCUGAUCCAAGUAUGAUGACUGAAAUGUUGAAAGGAAACGUUACCAACGUCUUGCCAAUGGUGGUCAUUGGUGGUUGGAUCAAUUGGAUGUUCUCUGGAUUUGUCACUACCAAAGUACCAUUUCCCUUAACCCUACGUUUCAAACCAAUGUUACAAAGAGGUAUUGAAUUGGUUUCAUUAGAUGCAGCUUGGGUGUCGUCUGCUUCGUGGUAUUUUUUAAAUGUAUUUGGGCUUCGGAGCAUAUAUGCACUAGUUUUAGGUGAAAAUAAUGCUGCAGAUCAGUCACGUUUGAUGCAAGAUCAAAUGUCCGGUGCUGCUAUGUCCAUGCCUAUGGAUCCAAAAGUAGCUUUUAAAGCAGAAUGGGAAGCAUUGGAAAUUAGCUCUCAUAAAUGGGCCCUUGCAGAUCUUGAUAAUGAAGUGCUUAAUGUAUUAUUGAAUAAAAGUAUUAAGUAACAAUUUGAGAUUUGAAGUGAACAUGGUUUUUCUAUUCCAAGUAAGGUGUAUAAAGAGUUAAAUAAUACCUAUCAUUGUUUUUUUCUUUUUUAAGUUAUCUUACUUUUUAUGUAGUGUUCAUGUAUUUAAUUUUGGUUUUGUAUUAAUUAAACUUAUAAUUAAAAUAAUCUAUUUAUUCAUUCGUGUGAUUGUUUAUCUUCAUUAUUUAGUGUGGUACUAAUUUAUAUCCUCAUCAAAUUUUGUUUUUAAUAAUCAAAUUUUUUAUUCAUGUUUUUAUUCUUGUAGCAUACAUUCUUAUUGUGCCCUAUGGGUGCUAGGGCACAGAUUGUUUAUUUCUAAUAAAAUAAUCAAAUUUUAACUUAAUGUAAUAAUAAUUGUAUACACAAUAAAUUACAUUUAAAUUUGAUUGAAA
Molecule: messenger RNA, 1442 nt
Organism: Acyrthosiphon pisum (pea aphid)
Lineage: Eukaryota; Metazoa; Arthropoda; Insecta; Hemiptera; Aphididae
Product: ER membrane protein complex subunit 3
Exons: 2
Coding region: 281-1030 (249 amino acids)
Biological process (GO): protein folding in endoplasmic reticulum
Cellular component (GO): membrane; EMC complex
Source: RefSeq, a predicted model, not a curated record